GGAAUAUACGGAUAUGCAAUUAUUGUUGUAAACAUGGUGGACGAAAUUGUGUACUAAGAUCUCCUUUUCAUUUUAUUAUUAUGAACACGCGGAGCGUUCAGAGGACACUGCUGGCAAGUUCUGGUCUAAAAGCUCUGCCCGUGGGUGCACUAGGAGAUAUGCAGGAGCCAGGUAUGCGUGUAGGUAUCGAAUACCAAGCUGAUGUUCCCGAGUAUACAACUGAUGGUGAGGAUUCUACCAGUCCUGGGUCAUUGCUGUUAUGGAAACCCACCUCUCUUCUUAGCGAUAAUGAAAUUGAUGGUUAUCUAAAGAUCGCCAAGGAUCAGUACAGCUAUAACAUUGAUCAGGCAUUAGGAAUGUUAUAUUACCAUGGUUACGAUAUUGAGCAGUCAGUAGCUGAUCUACCUAACUUUUGUCCUCUACAAGAGGACUGGAGUAUGGAGGAUAAGGUCGUGUUUGAACAAGCUUUUAGAUGUCACGGAAAGAAUUUUCAAAGAAUACGCUCCAUGUUGCCGGAUAAACCAGUUAGUACGUUGGUGAAGUAUUAUUAUCUAUGGAAGAGAGCUUAUUCUCAGUAUUCACUUUUGGACAAGCACUCCAGAAGAAAUGGAAAGAAAUUAAGUAAUGGCCUCCCUCCUAGCAAUGAAGAUGAUGAAAGUAUCAAUUCUGGAUCAACAAGAUCUGAAGUCCCUCCUAUUAUGCCUCCUGUACAGUUAGUGGGCAAAGGAAAGCAGCUGCCAAAGGGUAUAUACAUGUCAACUGGUGAGCUGUCCUCAUUAGCCAGUGAAGGAGGGAACUUUGUACUGAAGCAGCUGGAUAAAGACAUACUGGAAUUAAAAGAGAAAAUUCAAACUAAUAAACAGGAGUUAUUGGAGUUACGUGAUGAAAUCAACAGUGCUGAUCCUGAUAUUGAAUUACUGAGGCCAGUAAAUUAUUCUCAGAAGUUAGGAGGUCCCACCAGGUGGUCAGAUGAUGAGAUCAGUAUUGCUUUAGAAAUAAUAGCUGAACACGGUAAGAAUGUUGAAGCCCUAAGCAGUGCCCUCAAUGGUAAGACAGUUUCUCAGUGUCGGAACUUCUUCACUAACUACAAGCACAAACUGAACCUCCCGAGACGCAUUGCAGAGUAUGAACUGAAACAUGGUCACAAAGUUUCCCGCUACAGUCGUCAUGCAGCUGAGCAGCUGAGGUCUGAGCAAGUGGGAGGUAAUGGUACUGGAGGACAGGAGCAGCAGCAAUAUGGAGGACAUGAUCUUUACUCCAUUACCAACCUCAUGAGAGGAGAUACCCUCAGCAGUAGAGGCAGCAAUGAGCCGACGGAUGAGUAUCAAAAUGAUCUGAAGAGACCAAGGAUCAUACAGUAUCAGGAGGAGGAGGAGGAGGAGGAUGAAUAUUUGUGACUGUUACUAUAAUUAGUAACAAAGACUGCUGUUACUAUAAUUAGUAACGAGACUUCUAUGCACUGAUAUAUUUUGACUUAACACUUCCAGUUAAUAAUAACAAUAA
Amphimedon queenslandica is the source of this 1503-nucleotide messenger RNA. RefSeq names its product REST corepressor 3-like. NCBI's taxonomy places the organism in Eukaryota, Metazoa, Porifera, Demospongiae, Haplosclerida, Niphatidae. Bases 81 to 1397 code for a protein of 438 amino acids. The record is from RefSeq and is a predicted model, not a curated record. Gene Ontology annotation, biological process: regulation of transcription by RNA polymerase II; negative regulation of DNA-templated transcription. Gene Ontology annotation, molecular function: transcription corepressor activity. Gene Ontology annotation, cellular component: transcription regulator complex; histone deacetylase complex. The transcript is spliced from 13 exons.